This is a messenger RNA of Tachyglossus aculeatus (Australian echidna), 594 nucleotides long. Its product is annotated as bone marrow proteoglycan-like. Lineage: Eukaryota; Metazoa; Chordata; Mammalia; Monotremata; Tachyglossidae. The transcript is spliced from 5 exons. Gene Ontology annotation, biological process: immune response. The record is from RefSeq and is a predicted model, not a curated record. Bases 1 to 594 code for a protein of 197 amino acids.
AUGAAACUCCUGCAGGUCCUGGCUCUUCUCCUGCUGGGGAUGGUCUCCUCUCACAAGAUGAACCGCGGACCACCUGACCCGAAGGCAUCGGGAGCAGAAGAGGUCAGGGCCGCUGGAGAUGAGCCCUGCGAGGAAGAGGAAGACGGAGAGACGUCCCCUGGUCCCGGAGGUCCCGGGGCCAGAGUUGAGUGCCCAAGGGAUGAGGACGUGAUCCCCAUUACUGUCGGCAGAGAGGUCAACACCUCCAGCUUUUUGUUGAUAAUCAAGCCAAAGAAGUUUGACGAAGCCCAGAGGGUCUGUCAGGAGUGCAUCAGGGGUCAGCUGGUCUCAGUCCACAGCUUCAGAUUCAACUGGAAGUUGCAGUUUUCGGCCAAGGGGCUCAACCAGAACCAGAUCUGGAUUGGAGGCAAGGCGAGAGGCUUGGGUCUUCUCAGGAAAUUCCGCUGGAUGGAUGGAACCCCCUGGGAUUUCUCCUUCUGGGCGGCUGGACAGCCCACGAUCUUCGGGGGCCGCUGUGUGGCUCUGAGCUCGCGAGGGGGCCACUGGCGCCGGGUCUUCUGCUGCCAGAAGUUGCCCUUCUUCUGCUCGCUCUGA